Messenger RNA from Danaus chrysippus (African queen), 303 nucleotides. NCBI's taxonomy places the organism in Eukaryota, Metazoa, Arthropoda, Insecta, Lepidoptera, Nymphalidae. The record is from the annotation of a GenBank genome assembly.
AUGCUGUUCCUUCCCAGCGGCGGCGGUGAGCUCGAAGGAGUGGGGGAGAGUCGUCGAGGAGGGGGAGGAGGGUACGUUGAGGAGGGUGCAGGAGAUGUUCACACGAGGGCCGCGGGACAAGUACCGGGUGCCCGUCACCUCCGCUCACGAACUGACAGCAGGUACGGCUGGUGGAGUGGACAGAGAGUGUACAGCGAGGACACGGGCCUGCUCGCUCCACCGAGACAUCGCAUCACUGACUCGGCCUGGCUCAAGGAGCGCCUGAGGGUGCUCGCCGCUGAUUAUGGACUCAAACGACGAUAA